Messenger RNA from Cantharellus anzutake, 1554 nucleotides. RefSeq names its product mannose-1-phosphate guanylyltransferase. Gene Ontology annotation, molecular function: mannose-1-phosphate guanylyltransferase (GTP) activity. The coding region runs from base 13 to 1506 and encodes 497 amino acids. The transcript has 4 exons. NCBI's taxonomy places the organism in Eukaryota, Fungi, Basidiomycota, Agaricomycetes, Cantharellales, Hydnaceae. The record is from RefSeq and is a predicted model, not a curated record. Gene Ontology annotation, biological process: polysaccharide metabolic process; GDP-mannose biosynthetic process.
UUUUCUGUACCAAUGUCGGGAUUACUUUUCUCCUCCAAUGGUACAGGCAUUGGUAAGAUCAAGGAAGAACCAGUUGUAACCCUCAGCGUCGAGGCAAUGUUCACCCAGAUUUUGGAAGCCGUUCAUAAGCAGAGCGGUGAGCUGGCUGAGCUUCGACAGGAAUAUCACGAGUUAAAACUCGCCAACGCGGCACUCGAGCGUCAGCUUCGUGACCAGCUUCAAGGGCCCUCGGUUGGAACCCCGGGGGGAUACUUCUCUCACUUUGGCGCGAAUACGCGACCUCCAUCACCUUCGCGUCAGUUCGGCCGCAGCCCAUCCUACUUCGCGCCGACCGCUCCGCCCGCUCUAUGGGUCCCAUCGCCUAAUGGUGUUGGCGAGAAAUUCGAUCCUGGUCACAGGGAAGUUGAAGGUUUCUGGGUUGUCGUGCCCGCUGGGGGUGUAGGUUCGAGGUUGUGGCCGUUGUCGCGCGAGGCUCACCCCAAAUUCUUGCUCGAUCUUACCCAAUCAGGAAGAAGUUUGAUUCAAGCCACAUGGGAUCGUCUUCUCCCUAUAUGUUCGCCUAGUCGUCUCAUGAUUGUCACUGGGCGUGCUCACGCAUCGGGCGUUUCCUCUCAACUUCCUGACUUAGUUCCCCACAAUCUCUUAUGUGAGCCUAGCCCAAAGGAUUCUGCAGCUGCUAUCGGCCUUUCGGCAUAUGUCUUAGCACGCCGGGACCCUACGGCUGUGAUGGGUUCUUUUGCGGCAGACCACAUGAUUUCUGGUGAUGAAGCAUUCCUAAGUGCUGUUACCGAAGCUGUUGCUGUCGCGCGACAUGAUUAUCUCGUUACGAUCGGUAUUGCACCCUCUCAUCCUGCCACUGGUUUUGGCUAUAUCCGAUUAGGAGAGUCUCUCGAGCUCAAGGAGGCGCCUAAUGCUAGACGUGUGUCUCAGUUCAAAGAAAAGCCCGACGCUCGCACUGCAUCCCAAUAUCUGAGUACAGGUAAUUAUCGUUGGAACGGUGGUAUGUUCGUCGCGAAGGCACAGAUGCUUGUUGAGCUCUUGAAGGAGAAUUCCCCAGAGUUGCAUGCUGGGUUGGAAAAGAUUGCGGAGGUUUGGGAGGAUGAGAAAGAGAGGGAACGGGUUCUCGCUGAGGUUUGGCCGUCAUUGCCCAAGAUUGCCAUUGAUAAUGCGGUGGCGGAGCCGGCGUCUGUUGCAGGCAAGGUCGCAGUCGUGCCCGCUACUUUCGGUUGGGAUGAUGUUGGUGAUUUUGGCUCCCUCAGUGACCUUCUCCCUGCGGAACGCAACCAAGCUCGUGUUCUUGGCGAUCCUUCUCUUGUCCUUCUCGAACAAGUUGCGGGUGGCAUCGUCGUUCCUGCUGCAAACCGUCUUGUCGCUUGCCUUGGCGUCGACGAUCUCGUUAUCGUGGACACUCCCGAUGCUCUUCUUGUGACGACACGUGCGCGAUCGCAAGAGGUGAAAAGAGUCGUCAAAUCUUUGAGCAAUAACGGGUACAAGCAGCUGUUGUAAAUAAUGGACUUCGCCCUCGAGCCGCUGCAGGGGACCACCUUUGCUUGU